ACUUCGUUAAUCACGUUUAAGCAACUUCAAGCUAAAGUUUCGUUUGUGUAUCGAGGGAAUUGGAGUAUAAGCAAAAGUGAGAUUCAAGCUUUGAAGCUCGGAAAGUUGGAGUGAGAGUGAUCAGAGCGGACGGUGAGAAAAUGCCUUGGACUAGACUUUCAGGGUCAAUAUCAUCACCGAAGGUGGACGUAGCAAUCGACAUGGGCAAUCCAUUAUUGAAUCUCACCCUCGAUGGUUUCUUGAAGAUCGGAGCUGUCGCUGCGACCAGGUCUGCUGCUGAGGAUACCUAUCAUAUUCUCAAAAGGGGAAAUGUUUCACGUCACAAUUUUGAGGAUAUGCUGAAGAAGAUGUGUAAAGAAGGUGCAUAUUGGGGAACGAUAGCUGGUUUAUAUGUUGGAACCGAGUAUGGGGUAGAGAGGAUCCGUGGUACCAGGGACUGGAAGAACGCGAUGAUUGGGGGUGCAGUGACAGGGGCAGUCGUGUCAGCAGUGGGCAACAAUAAGAAAGACAGGAUUGUGAUAGAUGCCAUUACAGGAGCUGCCAUUGCUACAGCUGCAGAAUUCAUAAAUUACCUCACCUGAUUGAUUUUUGUUUAUAUUCUACCUGCUUCCACUUAAGCCAAAUACUAAGGCUUCAAAAUAAUCAUCAUUUAUGCUUC
Molecule: messenger RNA, 658 nt
Organism: Prosopis cineraria
Lineage: Eukaryota; Viridiplantae; Streptophyta; Magnoliopsida; Fabales; Fabaceae
Product: outer envelope pore protein 16, chloroplastic
Exons: 6
Coding region: 141-581 (146 amino acids)
Biological process (GO): protein import into chloroplast stroma
Cellular component (GO): chloroplast outer membrane
Molecular function (GO): amino acid transmembrane transporter activity
Source: RefSeq, a predicted model, not a curated record